Messenger RNA from Ornithorhynchus anatinus (platypus), 3253 nucleotides. It is a transcript of the gene SDC4, whose product is annotated as syndecan 4. Gene Ontology annotation, cellular component: membrane; cell surface. Bases 108 to 713 code for a protein of 201 amino acids. Gene Ontology annotation, biological process: cell migration. Lineage: Eukaryota; Metazoa; Chordata; Mammalia; Monotremata; Ornithorhynchidae. The transcript has 5 exons. The record is from RefSeq and is a predicted model, not a curated record.
UUCUUUCUUUCUUUCUUUCUUUCUUUCUUUCUGUCGGUCCGUGGGUGUGUGUGUGCGCCCUGUCCCCCAGACCCCCGGCGCCCACCUUCCCCGCAGCGCUCCGCACCAUGCAGCCCCGGACGGUCCUCGCACUGCUGCUGUUCCUAGUGGACCCCUGCGCCGCGGAGUCGGUCCGGGAAACGGAAGUAAUGGACCCCCAGGAUUUCUACAGUACUAGAUACUACUCCGGGGCCUUGCCGGAUGAUGAAGAUGUUGGGAAAAACUGGCGGGAGCACGAUUCCCACCCGGAGGACUUCGAGCUGUCGGGCUCGGGAGAUGAAGAAUACACCAAAAUAGAGGAGGUGACUUACCUGACAGAGAAGCCGGAGGUCACCAUGGAUAAUCACAUCCCCGAUGAUGAGUCCAGAAACAAGGAUCCUGAGGACCCCAAGGUGGUGGAAGAGAAUGAGAUCCUGCAGAAGGAACCUCCGGUCUUGGAUGGGAGAGAAGACGUGUCCAACAAGGUAGCCAUGGCCAGCGCUACUCAUGAAAGCAUCUUUGAGAGGACAGAGGUCUUGGCAGCCCUCAUUGCAGGUGGCGUCGUGGGACUUCUGUUCGCCGUGUUCUUGAUCCUGCUCCUGGUUUACCGCAUGAAGAAGAAGGACGAGGGCAGCUACGAUUUGGGCAAGAAACCCAUCUACAAGAAAGCCCCCACCAACGAGUUUUUCGCCUGAGGCCCCGGUGGGCGAAGGGGCACAGACUCGGCAGGCGGUUGUGCCCUGAGACUCGGGCACGCUGCGGGGAGGAGGCUGCGGCGGGGAGGGAAGGCGGGGGGGCAGACCCGAUGUUCCCGUGCUGGCAUCUCUGUUUCCAUUUCCUCUCUCCCCAGACUAGUGAUUUGCAUCAUGUCCUUGUAUAUAAAAAGAUAAUCUACCGGUCCCCUGUCCACCCACUCCUCCACCCACUCCUCGUGCCCCGUUCAGGGGGCAAGGGGUGCGGGCCAGGGGGCUCGCAUUGCCCCCAUUUGGCUGUGAGGAGGGGUCAGGAGGUGCCAAGCUCCCCUCCUCCCCGCCCUUUGCCAAUCUACAAAGCAAUCCCACCCCUACCCCUUCCGUAAGGGGUUUCCACUCCCUUCCCUUUUGCCACCAGUUAACUGGGCCUCCUCGGGAUGCGCCAACCCCGGCAGGGUGGGUGGUGGGACCCAGGGGACAGGUGGGUGGGGAGUAACUUGAGCUACGGAUACGUUAGGUUAAAUCUUCACAUAUUUGUAACCCCGUCCCGUGGCUCGCAGAGGGGCUAACGGCCGGCCGUGACCGUAGGCUACUCCCGAGGUGGCAGGAGAGACGGGAGGUCACCUCCCAAACCUCCAGGGAGCCGUGGGAACCGUGGGCUCUGAAUAAAAUAUCCCCCAACUCCGGGCUGGUUUGAGAUUCCUGUACCAGAUUUCACAUCUACGGGAGGGAGGACCGAGGGUCGGCGGGAUAGAUGAACAGCUGAAUGUUUUUAGAAAAAUAUUUGUAAAAUUUUUAACGGUUCUUACGUUAUUUUCUGUUUUUAAAAUGAUUCAUUCCUUCUCUGCUUCAUCUGGCCAACCCCCCGUGUCACAGUGUACAUCACAGUGAGGGAGCAGGUCUUGGGUGAGGGUGGGGUUUCAGUAGCAGCAGCUCCAGCCUGACUUAUUUAUGUGUUUUGGUUUCGUUUUCUCCAGAAUGAGAGAAUCGCCAGGGAGAUGUGAUUUUUUUUUCGUCUUUGUUGUUGUAAUUUUGUAUUAUUUAUAGUUCCAGACAUGGCUGCUUCUCUUCUUCCUCCCUUCAUCCCUGUUCACACUUUGGAUGCUUGCCUAGCUCUCCUCUUGAGAUCUCAUCCUCUAAACUAAAGGCAAUUAAUUUGCUGCGAGGUAGUUGUUCGCUUAGUGUAGGGGAUGAUGGACUUUGGGGAUUUUUUUUUUUAGCUUGUAAUAUAUAUUACUCAGUUUUACAGUUCUAGAUAAUAGAGACAUAUAUUUUUCCAGUAAAGUGCAUAAUAAUAAGAAUAUAAAAUCAGUUUGUGUUUGUGUGUUUUGUUUGUGUGUUUGUGUGAACGCACCCCCCUCCGAGUGGCUGCUUUCUCUGUUGUUUCACCCGUUCCUUGGAUUUUUUUCCCUGGGCACCUUUUCUCUGAUUUUGAAUGUAGAAAUUUUGAUAAGUGCCUAUGUGCUCCAAACUCUCUGCCUUGGCCUUCAGACAGCCAUUCAUUCGUUCAUUCAUUCAAUCGUACUAAUUGAGCAUUUACUGUGUGCAGAGCACUGUACUAAGCGCUUGGGAGAGGACAACGUAAUAAUAAGCAGACACAUUCCCUGCCCUGUGGCCCGGAUGUGAGUCUGAAUGAAAGUGUCUAGAAAGGACACUUGUUCCCAUCUUUGGGGCAUCUUUUGGGGGCCAGGAAAGGGAAUGAUGUGGGGAGUGUUUAAUUAAUUAAUGAUGGUAUUUAAUUAGCGUUUACUAUGUGCCAGGCACUGUUUUAAGCGCUGGGGUAGAUACAAGAUAAUCGCUUUGGACACAGUCCCUGUCCCACAUAGGGCUCACAGCCUUAAUCCCAUUUUCCAGGAGAGGGAACUGAGGCCCAGAGAGGUGAGGUGACUUGUCUAAGGUCCCACAGCAGACAAGUGGAGGAACGGGGAUUAGAACCCACGACCUUCGGACUCCCGGGCUCGAGCCACUAGACCGGGCUGCUUCUCAGCGUUUCCGAGGGCUCCUUUUCGUGAUCAUGAGAAACUCGAAUUGCUGUCCGGCUUUCCUCUACUGGGGCUCUGGGGCCUAGGAGGGAACUUUGGCUUGGAGCUGGAAGAAGAGUCGGGGAAGGAGAGGGGGGUUUCUAAUGCAGACACGCCGCCCCUUUCCCUCCCCCUGGCUUCUCACAACCUGCUCGUGGCCUCUCUUCCUCCGCACUGAAAUGUAGGCCGGUGCUUGGGCCCGUUGGCACGGCUACCCGAACCUGGCCCCGACUUAGUCUUCUGGGGCCAGGGACUCUUCCUUUCUUGUCCCGUUCCUCCCCCGCGUCCUUCCCUUCGCACCCUUUGGCUGUAGGCUGGGCCUCGGCUAGAGGACCGAGCACCGUCGAACCCUUCCUCGACACCCACCUCACGGUCCUGGAUCUCCGUCGUCUGUUUCCUCCCUUCCCUCUCUGCCCAGGGAUGGGGCCGGAGCCAGUGGGAGUCCGAUUUAUCUUGUACAGGGCUCUUCACUGUGUCUGUUACUGAUUUUUGAUAAAAAAUAAAAACCGGUACUUUCUAAGC